This is a messenger RNA of Raphanus sativus (radish), 219 nucleotides long. Its product is annotated as putative defensin-like protein 162. The coding region runs from base 1 to 219 and encodes 72 amino acids. The record is from RefSeq and is a predicted model, not a curated record. The transcript is spliced from 2 exons. Lineage: Eukaryota; Viridiplantae; Streptophyta; Magnoliopsida; Brassicales; Brassicaceae.
AUGACAAAAUUCUUGUGUUCUUAUCUGUUCAUCUCCAUGUUUGUUCUCUCAGCUUUUUUGGCUUUGCCAAAUGCACAGAAAAUAUGCAGGAUGAAUCCAAACCUUAGGAAAGCAUGCAGUUUUCAAGAAUGCACACCACUUUGUCUUCAAAAGUACAACAUGGAUGGAAUUUGUAUCGGAAAUAACAAGAAAAUUUGCACUUGCAUUUACGAUUGUUAA